Molecule: messenger RNA, 590 nt
Organism: Cydia pomonella (codling moth)
Lineage: Eukaryota; Metazoa; Arthropoda; Insecta; Lepidoptera; Tortricidae
Gene: CPH32
Product: lamprin 1.8-10-like
Exons: 3
Coding region: 118-465 (115 amino acids)
Source: RefSeq, a predicted model, not a curated record
UCUCUCCGCGAUAGUACUCGCGCCCUAAGUACUAGACCGACUAGACCACCUAGAGGGGCUGCUCGUAUAAAAGCGCCCGCCUCCCAACCUGGCCAGUGCUCCACGCAACACGACAACAUGAAGGCUAUCCUGUGCGUUCUCCUGUUGGCCGCAGCUGCCUACGGCGCAGAAGAGAAGAAGAAUGAGAAGCGCGGCGUACUAGGGCUCGGUUACGGCGGGCUUGGCUACGGCGGGCUGGGCUACGGCGGGCUGGGCUACGGCGGGCUGGCACAUGGAUACUACGGCGGCGGGCUCGGACACGGGCUGGGACUGUAUGGCGGGCACGGCUUGUACGGCGCGCACCUCGCUGCGCCCAUCGCCGCGCCGAUCGCGCAUGCGCCCCUCGUCAGCCAUAGCGUAGCCGCACCUAUCAGCGUUGGAUACCACGGCGCGCCACUUCUUGGCCUCGGCCACGGCUGGCAUUAGGCCGCCGUCUUUCGGCCCCGGCCUUUAGGUUCCGGCCUCGCGUCUACGCGACUUAUGCUAAGGUGUCGUCGAGUGAUAGUGCCAAAUUAAUCUUUGCUGUCUAUUCAAUAAAUUAAAAAUCUGAA